CACGCACACACUCACACAUACACUCACACACGCACACGGCGUGCAAUUUGUGCAUGAGACCGCAAACUGCACGAGGCAGACAACCGGUUUUUCUUUUUUGUUUUGGCAACGAUUGAGGUUUCAGAAGCAGGUUAAGCAUCUUCUAAAGCUUCAAUGAACUCUUUAAUAUAAAGGGAGGAACUAAAGGUAUUCUCAUUCCUUUUAUAUCGUUUUUUGUAGUCAAAUAAAGCAAGUAAUUUAUUAAUUUAGGCCAUUUAUUUAUGCUUUAAUCCCAAAUCGCCAACAAAUCUGGCGGAAUAAUGGUGAUAAUAAUCGUGCAUAAAUAGCUAAAUACAGCAUGUGGAGUAUUAAAAAAAGGUGCGAGGGUCAGUUAAUAAAUUAAAUCAUUGGAUUUUAAGUUUCACUGUGUCAAAGCGUUCCGUCUGCAGCUCAAGAAAAUGUUAAUGCUGUUAAUGUGAAUAAAUGCAGGUAUUUGAAAGUGUUUGCUUCUGCGCAUGCGGCUGUGUUGUCGUCUAAGCAGUUAGAUUGAUGUAAAUCACAUUUCAGAGCCAAACGCACUCCCAUAAGAAUGUAUGUGGAAUGAUCCAAGUCAAAACUUUUUUGAAGCCAACUAUAUUUUAUACAUAUUUAAUUAAAUCAAAGUAUUUGUCCAACCAAUGAAUAUCCUUAAUUGUCUUCUCUGAGUUACUGUACUCCAUGUUGGCUCACCUGCAGGGUUUCUAAUCCUCUAAAUUGACAAUAAAUAGAUCAUUUUGUGAUUAAUGAUCCUCUACCUCUCAUCUUCAUUCAUGCAUAUAGGUUAUUGACACACUUUGAAUUUAAAUAUAUCCUAUAUAUUCACGUGAGGCAGAGAUUGACACAAACCAAAAAGGACCUCGUGCACUUUCAAGUGAAUUCUGCUGCGAGAUUCUGCGUCAAUGUAGAGAUGAACUAACAGGAAGUUAAGUAAACUUUACUUCAAAAUAAAAAAGGUGGAAAACGCAGGCAAGAUGGGAACAAAAGAAUAGGAAUGUGUGGAUUAUUUACUUUACUGUUUUUCAUGUAAAUCCCAAGCAAGACAGCAGCGUAAACACUUGAAAUAAAACGAUAUAAAAGGCAGCAGACAAAAUAAUACGCCUACUAAAUCAGAUAGUAAGAAGAAACAAUUAUACAGUCAAUUGAAAUAGGAGUCAUUUACCAUAGAAUUUACAUAAGUCUUGACUUUUGCCAGAAGUAUCAGAUUCCUCAAUUUCUGUUGCAAACAUAAGUUGCGUGAGCAGAAAACAUGAAGGCUUUCUUUCCAAUCUCCGGUCGUACAUUAAGGACAGACAGCAGAUACCUGAACAUAUUUAGGGAAGACCUAAAUUAAAAUAUAUAUGUAUAUAUAUAUAGGCUUUUGCCAUCUUUAUAUUCAAGACUAAUUUCAACAAUCUUCCGCUAUCUGCCCAUAACUGUUUAAACUUUGUUUAUAACUAUUUAAUGAUACAAAAUGAAUAGGAAUCAACUGAGCUCACAUAUCUAAACAUGUUAAGGUUGUUUAAAAAAGUAGAAAUUGUAAUAUGUAAUAUUUAGAGGACACAUAGAGGAACAGAUUGUCACAGUUUGUAAUCCAUCUUUGUUUUUCUGCCAAGCUGUUCCAAGAGAAACCGGAAGUUACUUUUAUUUUUGAAAUAUUUAAACCGGAAGCAAGCACUUUUCUGCGUAUCGUUGAUGUCAUAAACAUGGAUGUGAGUCAGAUAAUCGAUUCUCUUGUCCUCUUUUGCGUCACGACAUGGAGCAUCUGCCUCUGGCAACAUUGAAGAAAAACGUAACCUCUAAUUAAAAACCGGAAAUAGAAAUCUGGCGGUUUGUUUUCCUCGAGUAAAGAAAGGUUAAGCUCGUCUUAGUGCUCCUGUUGUUGUUGUUGUUGUUUUAUCGCGUCAACAUGGACAUGUACGGACACAGCGGUGUGCUCCCGGUGAAAAGAUUGGUGUUUGAAGUCACAAACAUGUCCGACAUCAACAAGGCGAGUCCUGGCGGCUGCGAUAACGGAGCUCUGACGGACAAGUUCGGCGUCCUGAUCCAGGGACUGCUGGCCAUCGUCGCCUUCAGCACGCUGAUGUUGAAGAGGUUCCGCGAGCCUGUAGGGAUCAGACGACCGUGGAGGAUCUGGUUUUUUGACACGUCCAAGCAGGCCAUCGGUGCUCUGUUCAUCCACUUUGCCAACGUCUUCCUGUCCACGCUCACUGAAGAGGACCCGUGCUCCCUGUAUCUGAUGAACUUCCUGCUGGACGCCACGUUGGGCAUGCUGGUCAUCUGGCUGGCUGUGAAGUUGGUGUCCAAACUAGUGGAGUACAAGCAGUGGACGCUGCUCAUGUUUGGAGAAUAUGGUGACCCCCCCCAGGCGGCGGCAUGGCUGGGUCAGUGUGGCGUCUACCUGCUCAUCAUGGUGCUGGAGAAAGCUGUGAUCAGCCUGGUGCUGCUCGUCCCCGGAUGGUCCAAAUUGCAGGAGGUGCUGCUGAGCUACAUCGCUAACCCUCAGCUGGAGCUGGUGCUGGUCAUGCUCAUCCUGCCCUUCAUAGUGAACUCCAUCAUGUUCUGGGUGGUGGACAGCCUGAUGAUGAGGAAGUACAAGACGACGAAGAGCCUGGACGACUCCUGCGACUGCUCGGUGAAGAAGGCCGACUCGCUGCCCUGGGCGAGCAGCGAGGAGUCGCAGGUCCUGCUGGCCGUGGAGACGGACACAGACGAGGCUUCAGAGGGGGAGGAAGACCCUGGCGACGUGGGACCAGUCCCUCCUGUGCAGUACUCUGGAGGACCACUGAGACCCAGCUGGGUGGUGGUUUAAACCCAGGUGAUGUUACCUCCCACACGUCCAUCCGCUAUCCACACGCAACACACUCUCAAGAGCCUAAAUAUGAGCGCAAACAAAACCAUGCACCCUUAACCCCUCAAAGGUCUAAAUAUCGGCUUCCCUGAAUGUGCCUUUUCUCUGCACCGAUGCAUGCAAAUCAAAUAGCAUUUUGGCGAUUAGAAGCUCUCUAUCCUCUCACCUUGCUGCCUCCGUUUGCUGCCAGAGAACAUCAGAGCAACCACAACUGAACGAGUGUGGAGGGAAACUAUUAAGGAGGGCAGCGCCCCCGGGGCGAGAUGUGCGGGUGGUAACGACAGAGACUGAAAUAAAUCUGUCCUCUCUGCACACUGGGGACUUUUGUAAAUGAUGUUGCUCUAAAGAGAGUAAUUUAUCUUGUCUCGUAUUCCAAAGAGGAGCGAGCGAGUGAAGUACAAUAUUUGACUCAUAUAAUCACGUCAAAUCCACCUUUUUCAUUCCUCUGGUUGCUUACUUUAAGUUUGAAAGAAGGUUAAUGGUAUUAAAACCAUGCAAAUGUUAUUUUUUUUCUGCAGUUAUGACGGACCAAACAUGUUGAAAGAAGUGGUUAUAUGGAGAAAAAAAAUACAUGUAUGUGGGCAGGAAAUUGUUUCACGUCAUGGUUUAAAGGACCAGGUCACGCUAUGUUUCUGCAAUGAUUGUCAUAUUGGUUGUAAAUGAUGGAGAACUGAGACAACACUGAGAUUUUCAGAAUAUUGUGAGACAAAGUUGCAAAUAUUACAACGAAAAACAUCAGAAUAACCUAAUAUUCUUCUGUCAGCUUGACAAAUGGUAAUUUUGGGAAAUGUAUUUCUAACACAGCCAGCUGAUUAGCUUAGCUUAGCAUAAAGGCUGGAAACAGAGGGAAACA
This is a messenger RNA of Anarrhichthys ocellatus (wolf-eel), 3698 nucleotides long. It is a transcript of the gene tmem110l, whose product is annotated as transmembrane protein 110, like. The coding region runs from base 1904 to 2806 and encodes 300 amino acids. Gene Ontology annotation, cellular component: membrane. The transcript is spliced from 8 exons. Lineage: Eukaryota; Metazoa; Chordata; Actinopteri; Perciformes; Anarhichadidae. The record is from RefSeq and is a predicted model, not a curated record.